GCUUAUGCAACGUCUUACGAGCGCAUUUCAAACGGUUGAGCUUACAAUGGCUUCUGAUAGUAACAUACAUCCCGGUAGACGGCCUGACCCUAAUUGGGGCUAUUGUGGUGUAAAUUUAACUAUCCACAAUAUCAUAAUUCCUGAGGAACGGCUCUUUCCCACUCCCUCACAAUUAGACCGCUUGGAUUAUGAGACUGAGAUUGACCUACGGAUAGUUGGUUGCGAACUCAUCCAAGACUCAGGGGUUUUGUUACGGUUGCCGCAAGUUGCAAUGGCCACUGCACAAGUCCUCUACCAACGAUUCUUUUAUUCCAAGUCGUUUGUCCGUCAUUUUUACGAACAUUAUGCAAUGGCAUGUAUAUUUCUCUCCGCAAAGCUAGAAGAAUCCCCUAGACGCAUAAGAGAUGUUAUCAAUGUUUUCCAUCACAUACGACAAGUCCGCGAGAAGAAGACUCUAACACCAGUCGUUCUCGAUCAAAGCUACAGCAUUCUCAAAAAUCAAAUUAUUAAAGCCGAGCGACGCGUUCUUAAAGAACUUGGCUUCUGCGUCCAUGCAAAACAUCCCCAUAAGCUUAUCAUUUGUUACUUACAGGCUUUAGAUCAUGAAUCAAACAAAAGUCUCGUACAAGCUGCUUGGAAUUACAUGAACGAUAGUCUUCGAACUGACAUAUUUGUCCGUUACCUUCCAGAAGCAAUAGCCUGUGGGUGUAUUCAUCUAGCAUCAUGUAAAUUGAAUGUUCCGCUUCCACGAAAUCCGGCAUGGUGGGAGAUGUUCAAUGUAAGCGAGGAUUCUGUGCAUGAAAUCACUUUAUGUUUGUUGCGUUUGUACGCCCGCCCAAAGGCAGAUGUUGGGAAACUUGAAUCUGUUUUAAGUCAGCUCAGAAAAUCUCAGAUAGAGGCUAAGGAACGCCAGAAUGAAUUGAAAAAAAUGAAGGCCAAUACAACAUCUCCAAGCGCUAGGUCUGAUCACAGUUUUGGCUAUAUGUCACCACCAAACCGCUCUUCCAAAUCAAAGAGUCAUAGGAAAUCUAACGGCACGAAGAAGGUUACAGAUCUUAAAUCUGAAUCUGGAGAUGUCAGUAACACUUAUCCUCCAAGCUCCCUUUUGGCAAGCGCUUUAGCUAACGCUAAAGCUGUUGCAGCAACAGUUACAGCAACAAAAACAGGUGCAUUUACAGACGACUCACCGAGGUACAGUAUUAAUCCAUUAUCUAUUCCAAUCAGAGAUGAUCUAAGUGACGAAGAAAUAGCUUUGUUGGAAUCAAUGAACACAUUGGAUGAACCCAAUCAUUUCAAAACCAGAUCCGAUGAAGUUCCUGAAAAGUCAGAUAGAUUAGUUCUUGAAAACUCUAUGAAAAUACGGACAAUCGUUCGACCUGCCGCAUAUUCAGACAUCCCCCCUAACCAAUCAGAAUCGAUCAAAAAACAUCGUCAUCGUAAACACAAGUAUUCCACAAGGAGACAUUACAAUUCUAUAUCCCCGUCAUCCUCGUCAUCUGAAAGAGAAACUUUCCAGAAUCGCUAUGACGCAACUAUGUUGACCAAUAACUCUCGACCUCGUAAUUACCGACAGAAAUUAAACGAUGUAUCUACUUCUGGUUCAGAAACAGGGGAUAGUUCCCCAAGUUCUAAUAGACAGAUAGCCAAUGUACAUAAUCACAGGAAAAACUAUAGCACUAAACGUAAACACAUACCACGUUCAUCAUCAGAAGACUCUCAAACAUCUUCCCUUAGUGAUGAUCCCCAUUUUUCCCCAACGCAUAAUAUAGAAAAAUCGAAAAGUGGACGUCGUCGUUUAUCUCCUCCAUAUGCUUAUCGUAUUGAUUAUGAAAAGCCUCACAAAAGCAAACACCGUUCAUCGAUGCGAUCAGCGCCAAACGGUGAAAGUAGGCGUAAUUCGCGCGAGCACUCUAAUCAUCAUUUAUUACGAAGCAGCUUUCGAGAUCAUCGAAGUCUGUUUUCAAUGAGAGAAUCAUCAACUCGGCGAACACUCCCAUCUUUUAUUCGGACUGCUAGUCUUGUUCUUAACUCAUGAAAAUGGAUAUAUGCAGAUCGCUCUGCAAAAUCUUGGUGAGUAAAUAACAGUUCCUAUUAUUUUGUGUACUAAUUAUUAAUUAAAAUAUAAUCUCUUUUCUCACACAAAUAAGUGAUCAAAUAAACUUUAGGCAAUUUGUUAGAUACUUCAAGUCUGGCUUAUUCUAUGGGCCAAGUAGUUUUCUUCAAGAUGUGUACGGACAAAACCUUGUUACUAAAAUAGUUAUGAUUCUUCUAAAGUUAAUAUCAUAUUCUGUAGUUCUCAAAAAACAUAGCAAACAGGUGUCAGCACAUUAAUUCGAAACCUUUUUACUCUUGGGCGUUUUCUUUUCAUCUUCUAAGUACAUUUUCUCGCCGUAGCAAGUACAUCUAUUCACCUGCUGAUGCUAUUUAAUUUAAAAUAAUGAUUAAAAAUUUGCUCAGUGAUUGUGUGAAAUGUAUUUUUACUCUAUAACUUACCUGAAUAAGUGAUGUGUUGUUUAGAAAUAUCAUGAAUGAGUUUGGUUAGUUCCAAAAACCAACUAACCCAUACUGCUAACAGUUCGUAAUCAAAUUAUCUGUCAAACGAGUUGACUUAUAGCGGUCUCUUGGUUCACAGUGGUACGCUGACUGAUAUAAAUAAAUUUACAUUAAUCGAAAUCUUACGUAUCUGUUGUAUAAUUACCAUCGCCAUUUAUUUUUAAAUCAAGAGUUCCGUAAAAUUUAAGAUCUAAAACAAUUUCUGAGAUAUAAACGUAGUUUUGGUUGUACUGGUGCCGGCAAUUGAUAGGGUCCAUUUUUAGGACUUAUUCUCCGAACUUCGCCUGUCACUGUGACACAAAACGGAUUUAUCACCACUUAUUUUGGUAUAUUUUCGUCUCGAAAAAAUAUUAGUCUGACCCACGAUACAAAUAUUUUGUCAGCAGAAAUAACCCUCGCAUAUAAGUGAAACGUUUUACAUAGCCAUAAACACGGAGAUGAUUGAAGUUUUAGCCAGCGUUAUCACACACAUUAGCUCUCCGAAUUAAACUUUUGCUGGUUAGCUAGCUGAUUGUCUAAAAAUUAUUGUCGGAAAAAAUUUAAGGUAUAAGUUUCUACUCCAAGUUAUAAUGGUCGACUUUUUUCUGGUCUACUUUGUUAGUACCAAAUAUUUCAUGGAUUGUGAAGGCUAUUCUGGCUUGGGAGAUGAUAAAAAGUUCUCAUGUAGACAUCGCAAUUUAAACAAUUACAAUAUCUAAGUGGUACAAUAUCUAAGGUAAGUGACUUAAUUUUACUCUCUUAUAUGUAUGUACUACAAAAGGAAGUAUUUUGUUAUAUUCUCUCUCGUACAUGAAAUUAAUAAAUAAUGUCUCUACACAAGACACGUAAAUUUAAGUUGGAAACAGUAAUAAACCUACUCCCCGUAAGUCACGUGGUUCAAGGCAAAGACGUUGGAUCGCUUUAAGUGCAUAAGUAUAGAGAACAGUGGCUUUCGCUGUAUAUUCAGCCAUUUGAAUGGUGUGAUUCUUUAUCGAGCACAGUCCAUGACCUACAAUAAAGAUAUGUGAGAUAUGAGGAAGGUGUAUUUUGAUUUAGUUCAACUAUAAAUUCAGACACAUAUCUUUUAUUUUUAGUUUCCCUAAUCAGUUUCUGUAUCUCUAACCUGAUGUAAUAUCACUGAAUAAAAUAAAUAUUAACUAUAGAAAAAAUCCCCAUUUAGCCGUUUAGAAAACAGAAAGAUUGAGCGAAGAAAUAUUUACUUUUCAAUUAGAUCCUCAUCUCUGGCUCCACUCUAAUAUAUAUAGCAUUUUUUUAUUACAAUACAACAGUUUGCGAAUCAAGUGGCGAUAAGUUUGUUAACAAUAAUUAAAGUGUCAAAAUGUCAAUGGGUUAAUAAUGAACAAAGAAAAUUAAUACACACAAUUAAAAGGUAGAAAUGGUCAGAAUAAAUUAAUUUUACAAGGAUAACACGUAAUUAGAGAUGAAGUGGUUAAAAUAAAUAAAAAAUAUGGACAAUUAUAAUUUUUUAUAGUUUUUAAAGGUUUAGGGAGAGGGGGCGAAGUAGUCCUAUUCAUGCAUUCUUGUAAAGAUGGCCACGGCAAGGAAAGUGGCUGUACUUCUACAGACAGCUGAAGAAAUCGGAAUUCACCUGAAGAAGCCAAGCCUGUGUGUUCAGAAAAAAUUUGUACAGCCACUUUCCUUACCGUGGCCAUCGUUACAAGAAUGCAUAGACAGGACUACUUCGCCCCCUCCCCCUAAACCUUUAAGAACUAUAAAAGAUUAUAAUUGUCCAAAUUAUUUUAUUUUUUAUUUAUUUUGACCACUUUAAUUACGUGCUAUCCUUGUAAAAUUAAUUUAUUCUGACCAUUUCUACCUUUUAAUUGUGUGUAUUAAUUUUCUUUGUUCAUUAUUAACCCAUUGACAUUUUGACACUUUAAUUAUUGUUAACAAACUUAUCGCCACUUGAUUCGCAAACUGUUGUAUUGUAAUAAAAAAAUGCUAUAUAUAUUAGAGUGGAGCCAGAGAUGAGGAUCUAAUUGAAAAGUAAAUAUUUCUUCACUCAAUCUUUCUGUUGUCCUAAUGACUAAAUAUCAGCUACUCUCUUAGCAUCGGGUCUUGUAUGCAUUUCGAUAUAUAAUAUAAAUAUAUAUAUAUAUAUAUAUAUAUAAUUAGAAAGUUUGAAAGUAAAAACCUCAGUUUAAGGGGACCUUUGGUAGCUCUUCGUUUUCUUCAUUGACAAACCAAAAAAAUCUUGAAUGAAUUCUACUCUAAUUUAGUCGUAUAAAAGUGAGUUUCUGCUUCUACUGGUUGUGAUAACUACCCUAAAAGUAAAAACAGUCUGUUCAAAAGGUGUGUUAUCUCUUUCUAUAGUUAGUUGUUCAGUAAAAUGUUCUACGGCUGCAGGCUGACUAUAUGUGAAUGCUACUUUCUUUAUUUCUGGGUAUUUUUCUGAAGUGGUCACUUUGUCGACCACACCAUUUUCCUAUCAUUUCUUUUAAUUUUACUCCCACUUAAUAGUAAAAAUUUCCAUAGCACCAAGUUAUUUCAGCACCGAUGAGAGCUGGAAAUCAAAAUGAAGCGCCUGAUACCGGCAUAUAAGUGCAUCAGAAAAUGACAUUAACAACUAAAUUUAAGGUGUCCUGCGAGCAUUCCAAGGCGAGGAGUUCAUCAACAAAACCAGUGGUGUCCAUGUUACGAAAUCUACUUAUGGAAGUAUCUCAAACAGAUUGAAACGACUGCAAUAUUCAAACGAUUAUAUAGUUUUGAUGCGUAUAUUGCUUCCUUGUUUUCACACUGAAAUAAGAGAUGUUUAGUUUAUAAGGCACUUCGAUUAUUCAUAUACCAGUUUUUGUACGAAGAACUCAAAAAUGUGUUUUAAUAUAUCAUGUGAAAUAUGCAUAUGAAUAAAUUUUUCAUGUAUAUGAAUUAUUUUUUGUGGUUAUGUGUGAAAAUGUAGCGUUGCGUUGGUCUCAGUAAAACUGAAAUGGAGUUUAAAUGUGAACAAAUAAUGUUUAGUCAAAGCGGGAAAUUGAGAACUUCUAGGAACAUUUCAUUUCUGUCUGCGUUUCAUUUUAUGACAAGCCUGAAGUUGAUUAGUAUUUGUUGCUUAAGGUAUGCCAAUAUUAAGGUUAGAAAGCUGUAACAUCGAUUGUUUUAUCUUCUGCUAUGUACCACUAUCCUGCAUGUAGACAUGCAAUUGUCGGUGCUAAUAUGACACUGAUAAUGGAGUAAUUUAGUCUGAUUUUCUAAUUAGUGUUAGAAUUUAGAAGCAUAUUCAAGUUAGGUUAUCACGAUAUGCAUUUACAAAAAGAUAAGGGGUGGUCGAUGCCACAGCGGUCAGGACUCUCGCCGACCAUGCACAU
This is a messenger RNA of Trichobilharzia regenti, 5855 nucleotides long. Lineage: Eukaryota; Metazoa; Platyhelminthes; Trematoda; Strigeidida; Schistosomatidae. The record is from the annotation of a GenBank genome assembly.